Striga asiatica is the source of this 1672-nucleotide messenger RNA. The record is from the annotation of a GenBank genome assembly. NCBI's taxonomy places the organism in Eukaryota, Viridiplantae, Streptophyta, Magnoliopsida, Lamiales, Orobanchaceae.
CUCACCAGUCCUCACUCGUUACUUUUAAAGCUUUCCCCAACAGUCUUGAAACCAACCAACAUAGUUUUCAUCGAAACACACACAUACAGAGUCUUCAAAGAGAAGGAAAUUGCGUAACAAAAGGCUUGCACUUUCUCACAGUAGCAUUUUAAGGGACGCAUUGUUAUCUAUAUUAAGGUGACAUGGCUGCAUAUGCAACUCCGGGCACUCAAAUUCUGCCUCCAAAGCCUCUUGUUCGUGUAUCUUGUGCACUGUCCAGAUCAAGUAUUGCUUAUUUCGGCAAUGAAACUAAAGGCACGCCAUAUACAAAACUUAGAAGCUCGUCUUUCCUACCUGAAACACAGUCUUUCUCGAAGAUCCAUGAAAGAAAUCAGUCGAAAGAUGAAAGGUUUUGUGUAAAAGCAAUGUCGGGAGGUAGUGAUAAACAGCCUUUGCCAGGGCUGCCUGUUGAUCUGAGAGGUAAAAGGGCAUUUAUUGCCGGUAUAGCUGACGACAAUGGGUAUGGAUGGGCCAUUGCAAAAUCUCUAGCAGCUGCAGGUGCCGAAAUUCUCGUUGGUACUUGGGUUCCUGCACUGAAUAUCUUUGAGACCAGCUUACGGCGUGGGAAGUUUGAUGAAUCACGGGUGCUGCCAGAUGGUUCUCUAAUGGAAAUUACGCAAGUCUACCCACUGGAUGCUGUUUAUGACUCUCCUGAGGAUGUUCCUGAAGAUGUCAAAACAAAUAAACGCUAUGCAGGAUCUUCAAAAUGGACUGUGAAGGAAGUUGCUGAAUCAGUAAAACAGGAUUUUGGCACGAUCGACAUUCUUGUUCAUUCGCUAGCCAAUGGUCCAGAGGUCAUUAAGCCUCUGCUGGAGACGUCUAGAAAUGGUUAUCUUGCAGCAAUCUCUGCAUCAAGCUAUUCGUUUGUUUCUCUCCUCAAACAUUUUAUUCCCAUCAUGAAUCCUGGCGGUGCGACAAUUUCUCUGACAUAUAUCGCCUCCGAGAAAAUAAUACCCGGAUAUGGUGGUGGAAUGAGUUCAGCUAAAUCUGCUUUAGAGAGUGACACAAGGGUGCUUGCUUUUGAAGCUGGAAGAAAACACAACAUUAGAGUCAACACCAUAUCUGCAGGCCCCUUAAGAAGCCGAGCUGCCAAAGCUAUUGGAUUUAUCGACAUGAUGAUUGACUACUCAUUGGAGAAUGCACCUCUGCAGAAGGAACUAACUGCUGAUGAGGUUGGAAAUGCUGCUGCUUUUCUAGCAUCACCACUAGCAUCGGCCAUAACUGGUGCAGUUGUUUAUGUCGAUAAUGGGCUUAAUGCAAUGGGAGUUGGAGUCGAUAGCCCGGUUUUUGGUGACCUCAAUAUACCCAAAGCCCAGAAAAGUUAAGAGCUUAACAGUAGUGUGUUAUGGUGGAGAACUUAGAGUAAUCUCUUCUCAGUUGAAUAAAUUUGUGAUUGUACUUUGUGGAAAAUGAAUUUUGAUGUAUUAUCAGAGAUGGAUUGGUGUCGCAUUUUAAUCGGGAUUUCUAUUUUCAUUUAUUUUUUUUCCUCUUCUUCUGUAAGGAUGACUUAUUGGUAGUGGAAUUUGUGUUUUAUUGUUCAGAAGUUAGUAGGCUGAUUGAGUGGAGCAAUUUGCUUCCUUUUUGUAGAUUCAUCAUGGAUCGUAUGUUAUAUUAUAAAAUAUUUCAGAUGCUU